UAAAACUACAUAACUGGCUCUCUCCUUAUAACCUUUGAGCUCGAUACUUGCAAACCCCAUCGAUACACUUUUCGCAUCAGUACAUUCCCCCUCGAAACACUCUCCCAAUCGCAGACACGAUGGAUGUCGAACUAUACGUGUAUGACCUGAGUCAAGGACUUGCGAGAAUGAUGUCGCAAGGUUUGCUGGGAAUACACAUUGAUGCUGUCUACCACACUUCUCUGGUGUUUGGAGGCGUCGAGUACUUCUACGGUGCUGGCGUUCAGACUUGCUACCCCGGCUCCACCCAUCAUGGCCAACCUAUGGAAAAAACCAAAAUGGGAAAGACCGAACUAGAAUUGGACGACAUUCUGGAGUACCUCGACUCUUUAAAAGAGACAUACACGGCCGAGUCCUAUGAUCUAUUCAAGCAUAACUGCAACAACUUCUCCAAUGAUUUCGCCAUGUUUUUAGUCGGGAAAGGCAUUCCGGACCACAUCACUGCCUUGCCCGAGACCGUGCUCAACACUCCGUUCGGCUCUAUGAUGAAGCAGCGUCUUGAUGCAGAGAUGAGGCACAUUACUCAAGCCGCUGUACCACCGGAGAACAACCCUAUGAUUCAGCGCGAGCGUAAGCAGCAGAGAGACGACGCUCACCGGGGCAGUCAGAACAGCACUGCCGCUCCUGCUUCCAGCUCUGCUCCACCUGCAGUGCAGCAGAACGGCUCAGAUCAGACGCCGCCGAAGAAGAAGCCGAAGAAGCUUGAAGUUCGCAGCGCUGCAGGUGGCGACCAAAAGAAUGGCGACACUCAGGCUUCUUCCCAAACAUCGGAACAGACGCCAAAGAAGCAUCCUAAGAAACUCGAGGUUCGUGACAGCGCCGCAUCCAAAGCAGAUGGUGUGCACGGUUCUGUGUACAAUGUAACGCAAUUAUCGUCAGUCGACAACCUCCUUGCUGGUGCAAAGGACAAGUGUGCUGUCAUCUUCUUCACCUCAUCUACAUGUGGACCUUGCAAGAUGGCUUAUCCGACAUACGAUUCUCUAGCAGCCGAGCAUACGCAGGUUCCCUUCAUCAAGAUCGACAUCAACGAAGCCCAGGCACUUGCAUCCAAGUAUCAGAUUCGGGCAACCCCGACGUUUAUGACUUUCCUGCAUGGCAAAAAGGAUAGUGAAUGGACUGGAGCCAAUCCUGCCCAGUUGAAGGGAAAUGUUGAAUCUCUUCUUCAGCAAGCUUUCCCUCCCCAUCCUCAUCUACAAGUCCGCGUACCUACCCUACAGUUCGGAAGACUCAGCCCUAUCACAUACUCGAAGAUUCCUCCUCUCGACAAGGUGCUCGCAAAGAUGGGCAAUCAAGCAAAGGAUCCGGCUGUUGUUGCAUUGAAGAACUUUAUCUCGUCUCGUACUUCUAAUACAUCGGACCUUCCCGGUCUACCGGAUCUUCCUGCCUUUGCGCGAUGGUUACGCCAAUCACCUAGUCAACUACCAGCUGACGCCUUGUUCACAUCAUACGACGUACUGCGCUGUGCACUUGUUGACCAGCGAGUGAGUGGUUGGUUCACAGAAGAGUCGGCCCCUGGAGACUCAGAGACUCUCACAUUCUUGAUCAACCAUGUUUUGACUCUUAUCAAUGAUGAUACUUGCCCUUACAAUCUCAGGCUUGUCACAAUCCAGUUGGCAUGCAAUCUGUUCACCUCGGAUCUCUUCACAAAGUCGGCAUUCAGCAACGACCGCAAUAGCGGACUACCUUCAAUGCUCGUGCAGGUAGCUACAACAAGCUUGCUUGCCGAGCCAGACAAGCCAGCCGUUCGUGCUGCGGCUUCAUCGCUUGCUUUCAACAUUGCAGCCACGGUUUACCGCCUUCGAAGAGAAGAGAAUCGUGAAGCACUGCAGGAGUCAUCGCAGGUCGAAUUGGCUGCUAGUCUACUGGAGAUGAUGACCACGGAGCUUGAGAAUAGAGAGGAGAAGAAGGAUACUACCGGCACAGAUAUGCUAAAGACAGCAGUCUUCGCAUUUGCUUACCUCAUUUACUGCGCCCCUCAAGGUGGAGAAUUGCACGAUUUAUGCAGUGCGAUGGAUGCAAAGGCGGCUGUUCUGAAGCUCAAGGGAGUGAAAGAUCUGGAGAAGGUCGCCUCAGAAGUCGGUGAACAGCUGCUGGGAAAGAAUUGGUGAAACAUUGAACUGCGAUGCAGCCCAACUGAUACACGAUAGAUACCCUACGAUAGAUGCAAUAAUGAGUAACAAUGCCCAAGUACUCGACAAUAUCGAGCUGCAUAUUGUGAUGUGAGAUAGAACAUCGGAUUCCGAUAAAUCGAAUUCUUACGACAGAAAUUGCCG
This is a messenger RNA of Aureobasidium pullulans EXF-150, 2312 nucleotides long. Its product is annotated as DUF862-domain-containing protein. Bases 120 to 2147 code for a protein of 675 amino acids. The transcript has a single exon. NCBI's taxonomy places the organism in Eukaryota, Fungi, Ascomycota, Dothideomycetes, Dothideales, Saccotheciaceae. The record is from RefSeq and is a predicted model, not a curated record. Gene Ontology annotation, biological process: protein modification by small protein removal. Gene Ontology annotation, molecular function: peptidase activity.